GGUAACACACAAAAUUUUAUAAGAUGUCUAUCUUUAAUUUAUCUAUGGUUAUAUUUUCGUAUAUAAACAGUUUCUGUAUUAAUAAAAUUAUGUAUGUGAUUAAGAGAAUGCAACUGGAAAUGAAUAUUGAUUUAUUGAUUUAUUGAUUUUAUAAUUAGUAUACAUUGAUUUAAAUUAUAUAAUUUCUAUAGAUGAUUUUAAUUUUAUCUUAUUAACUUAUAAAAUUAAUAUAUAUAUAAUAAUAUAUGUACAUAAUAAUAAGUCGAUUUGACACUUUUUUUAAUAUAUUAGAAAAUAUGUCUACCAAAUAUUAUGCAGUAGCAAGAGGUCGUACACCUGGUAUUUACAAUACUUGGCUUGAAUGUAAAGAACAAGUCGACCAAUUUCCUCGACCUAUAUUUAGAAAGUUUCAUUCAAAAGAAGAAGCUGAAGAUUUUAUUAAACAAUGUACAAAAACAAAUAAAAAAGAAAACAAUAAAAAUUUAUCAUCUAUACUUGGGAAAAGAUUACAAAAUAAUCAAGAGACUAAUAAUAAAAAAUCAUUGAAAAAACAAAAACAGAUGAAUUUAGAAGAACAUUCAAAGAUUAUACAUAUUGAAAACAAGGAAAUAAGUGGAGAUUUCAACAUUGAUAAUGAUGGUUAUGUUAAUGUAUAUACAGAUGGUGCAUGUAGUUUAAAUGGACGUAAAAAUGCUCAAGCAGGUAUAGGUGUUUGGUUUGGCAAUAAUCAUCCUCUUAAUAUAUCAAAAGCAGUUGUUGGAAGAGCAACUAAUAAUAUGGCAGAAAUUCAAGCUGUAACAAUAGCAGCUAAACAAGCAAAAAAGGCAGGUAUUAAAAAUUUAAAAAUUAAUACAGAUUCACAAUUUCUUAUUUCUUGUAUAAAUAAUUGGAUGCCAAAAUGGAAACGUAAUGGAUGGAAAACUUUUAAUAAUAAACCUGUAAUAAAUAAAAUUGAGUUAUUAGAAAUGGAAAAUGCUUUAAAAUCUUUAAAUGUAAUCUGGAAUCAUGUUAAUGGUCAUGCUGGAAUUUAUGGUAAUGAAAUGGCUGAUAAAUUAGCACGAGCCGGAUGUUCAAAAUAUUAGAAAUACUUAUAUUAAAUAUGAUAUAAAGAAUUUCAAUCAAGAUCAGAAUCUAAAUUUUUGAAAAUUUGGAAAAGCUUUUAAAUUCUUGUUCAUAUAUUUUUUUAAUUAAUUUAAAUCUUAUUAAAAAAAUGAUAAAAAAGUAAAUAAUUAUUUAAAAGCAAAAAAUAAAAAUAAUAUGGCAAAAAAA
Molecule: messenger RNA, 1269 nt
Organism: Apis cerana (Asiatic honeybee)
Lineage: Eukaryota; Metazoa; Arthropoda; Insecta; Hymenoptera; Apidae
Gene: rnh1
Product: ribonuclease H1
Biological process (GO): DNA replication, removal of RNA primer
Molecular function (GO): magnesium ion binding; RNA-DNA hybrid ribonuclease activity; nucleic acid binding
Source: RefSeq, a predicted model, not a curated record